UCCAUGACAUUGACUCACCGGGCACCGUAGGACCGGGUGACGGAAACCAGCAGGCAGUCAGAGUGGAUUGUGUGGCCCCUGUACUGGAGAUCCAGACCCCCACCAGUUCCAGAAGCCACAGCCACCUCACUGGAUGGACAGAUACAGCAACAGGACGAGCCUUGAGAGUUGUGGAUCUGUUUGAUGAUGUUUGGAACAGAGGUUUGAUAUUGAUCAAGACACUCAUUUAGCUUUUAUUUAGUCAGGACAUCUUGAGAGACAUUCUUGUCUUAGUGAGAGAGCAGGACUGCAGCAGACCACUGAGAGCGGGAAACAUAUCCCUACCGGACAGAGCAGACGGCGGCCAUUUCAAGGGACGCGGAACCAGACUUACAAAAGUCAUUCCAAUCAAUGGGGUCCAAGUCUUCUUGAACCCUGUGAGGAGAUUCUGAAGAGUGGCUUUAAUUUGUGGGCUAUAUUGUCAAUGUGGAACAGAGGAAGUGUCACUCUGGAAUCACUGAUUGAUAUGCGGUAGAGACGACCGUGUGACACAAUCUACAAGAGACUUCUACUACGGACCCCAUUUGUUUUGCCCAUCAGAGUGAGAAGAAGGGACUGAGACAGACGCAGGAAGCCAACAUGGACAUAUUCGGUGGUGCCCCCCGUGUACUGGGCUACUCACGCCCCGUGGCGGCACAGUGUGGCACGGACGCCGUCCUGCAAUGCAAGAUCGGCGGCGACCCUCGUCCCGAGGUGGUCUGGGAGAAGAAGAAUGUACAGAUCCUGUCAGAGGGACGCUACAGGCUGUCGGAGGAGGGCCAGGCCUACUUCCUACACAUCACUGGGGUCGGGCUGGAGGACGCUGGCCAGUAUAUCUGCAAGGCCAGUAACAGCGUGGGUGAGACGUGCGCCCCUGCCACACUGAAGGUGGAGAGGAACAGUCAGGAGCGGCAAGGAGCGCAGAAACAGACAGAGGUCAAUGGGGUGCAGCAAACCAGGCUGGAGAAUGGAGAACCAACAGCGGUAGAGAAGGAAAAUGGAGAGGAGAGUGAGCGGGACAAAAAGAAGCAGCGCUAUGAAGGGGAGCCCCUGCUGUCAGACGACAGACCUCACUUCCUCAUCAAGCCCCUCUCCCUGAGGGUGGACCGGGGCGAGGACGCAGCCUUCUCCUGUAAGCUGUCGGGCAACCCUCUGCCCCAGGUGGUGUGGGAGAAGGACGGGAAGAAUCUGAGCGACAUCUUCGAGAGCGCCCACUUCAACGUCAGCAGCCAGGACGGAGGCUGGUUCCAGCUGAAGAUCUUCCGGACGAGGAUGCCCGACGGGGGUGUCUACACCUGCAGAGCCCAUAAUAAUCAAGGAGGGGCGCUGGCGGGCGCAGUGCUGCUUGUGGAGCUCGUCCCGGAACGGCAGGAGAGCGGGGCGUCCACGUCAAAUGGGCACAGCAACGGGCAGACAUCACCUCGUGGUAUGAGGCACAGGAUGGGAAGACACGGUUUGUCGAGACAGCCGGAUGAGCCCAAUCUGAACUCUGCCAAUGUGAAGAAAUUUGCGGUGUCGGAGGGGAAACAUGCUAAGUUCCGCUGCUUCGUGACAGGGAAACCUAAGCCUGAGAUCAUCUGGAAGAAGGACGGAGCGCCCCUAGAGGCUGGGAGGCGUCACCUUCUGUUUGAGGACAGAGAGGGUUACUACACGCUCAAAGUGAUGUACUGUAAACAUCAGGACACAGGGCUGUACGUGUGUGCUGCGUCCAACGCUCUGGGACACACUCUCAGCUCUGUUUACCUGACUGUCAAAGCUCCAGCGGUGCGGUUCAGGCGGUCUCUGCAAGACGUGGAGGUGAGAGAGAGAGGCAUGGCCGUGUUGGAGUGUGAGGUACCUAAUGAGGGCAUCCCCACUGCCUGGUACCUGGAGGACCAGAGACUACAGGCAGGGGGUAAAUACGGCAUAGAGCAGAACGGAGCCCGGCGCAGGCUCACUAUCCGAGAUGUAGGAGCAGACGACGAUGGGGUCUAUCUCUGUGAGAUGCCUGAUGGAGGGAAGAGUAUCGCUGAGCUGGCCGUCAAAGGCACAAUUGUUAAAAAACUUCCUCGAAAACUAGACGUGUUAGAGGGGGAGAAUGCUGUGUUCUGUGUGGAGGUAGAGGAGGAGAACAUGGAUGUCCACUGGUUCAAAGAUGGCCUGAAGCUACGCGAGAGCCACCAGACUAUCCUCAAGUCCUUUGGUAAAACCCACAUGCUGGUGUUCGUCAACGUCUGCCACGGGGACACUGGGGUCGUGACCUUCGUUGUGGGAAGAUCCAAGACCUCGUCCCGGCUCAGAGUCAAAGCUGCCAGACACAGCCCUCCCAUCUGUCCAGUGGGGGUGGAGAUGGAUGUGGACAGGCCCAACAGCGUGCUCCUCUCCUGGGAGCCGGCCCCCACCAGCCAGACCACCACCCGCUCCGUCUAUGUCCUGGAGAGACAGGAAGUGGGAUCACAGGAGUGGCUGAGGUGUGCGACCUCCGACACGGCGACCUCCGCAGAGGUCAUGGGCGACAGCGUGCCGUGCGAGGGCGAUUACCACUUCCGUGUCUGCUGCAUCAAUAAGUAUGGCCGUAGUGGACACGUGGAGUUCCCUAAAGUCGUCCAUCUUGUGCCAGGUCCCAAGAUCAGGACCCCUCUCCAGGGCUGUGAGGUGACGGAGGGGGAGGACGCCCUGUUCUCCAUCAAUCUGUCAGUGAUGGUGACGGGCACCUGGUUCCUGAACAGCACCCAGCUACAGGAUAGCCAACACUACUCUAUCCAACAGGCCAAGACACAGCACUCCCUGGUAAUCCACAGCACCAAGGUGGAAGACCACGAGGCAGAGGUCACCUUCAUCGCCAACGGAGUCAGAGACUCAGCGGUUCUCAAGGUUCAAGCUGCGGUGGUAAAGUUCAGCCCAAUGUCAGAGUCAGACAGUAACAAGAGGGUGGAGACUGGUGACCCUGUGGUUCUGUACUGUGAGGUGUCCCACCCCUCAGCCAGCGUGGGCUGGUUCAAGGAUGGGGUGGAGCUACAGGUGACAGACAGCCUCAACAUCCAAUCAGAAGGCAACAUGAGGAGGAUCGUUAUCCGAUCGGCUGAGUUCACCGACUCUGGCGUGUACACAUGCGAGACGAUGGGUGAUGUCAUCAAUUUCAACGUGGAGGUUGAAGGUCCCCCUGUGCAGUUCAGUGAGGUCCCUGAGGAGGAGCUCCAGAAGUCUGCUAUGGAGCUGGAUCCUGUGGUGCUCACCUGUGAGGUUUCCAGAGAGGACGCCAACGCUACCUGGUACAAGAAUGGGGUUGAGGUCCAGGCCAGUGAUAACAUGACCAUACAAACAGAGGGCACCAUGAGGAGACUGAUCAUCCGUUGUGCUGAGACCUCAGACGCAGGAACCUACAGCUGUCAGUCAGGAGACAACAGCCUCUCAUUCACUGUCAACAUCAAAGAGCCUCCAGUGAUGAUCGUGGAGCCCAAGGAGGACGUGGUUAUGGAGGGUCAUAUCUCUGAGCAGGUGGUCCUGCAGUGUGAGCUGUCCCGCUCCAGCGGUGAGGUCCACUGGUUUAAGGACGGCCUUCAGGUCCUGGAGACGGAGAACGUCCAGCUGACGUCCGAGGGACCGUACAGGAGGCUGACCGUCCUCUGCGGCUCGGCAGAAGAUUCCGGAGAGUACGUCUGCGACACGGAUGGAGACUCUGUGUUCUUCCAGGUCACCAUCACAGAGCUUCCGGUGCGAAUCGUCUCCCCUACUGAGUCUGAGCUGGAGCUGACCAGCCUGACCUCUGAGAGGCUGGAGCUCAGCUGCGAGAUCUCCCAGCCUGAUGCCCAGGUACGCUGGUACCGAGAUGGGCUGGAGGUGGAGGAGAGCGCCUCUCUCAUCCUGGAGUCCAGGGGAGCCCACAGGACACUGGUCAUCCCCGCGACCACUGUGGAGGACACAGGAGAGUAUGUGUGUGACACAGAGGAUGACUCAGUCACAUGGCUGGUCACUAUUUCAGAGCCUCCUGUGAAGCUGGCCCGCUCUGAAACAAUGUCUGACGUAAAGGACUGUUUCUCUGGAGAACCCAUCGUCCUGGAGAUCGAGGUGUCACGGUUCAACGCUGAGGUGAUCUGGAUGAAGGAUGGAGGAGAGGUGGAGGAGAGCAGUGAUGUCACCAUCACUGAGGAUGGACUCAUCCGCCGCCUCACCAUCUGCACGCCCGUCCCGGGCGACUCUGGGAAAUACACCUGUCUUGCCUCAGAUGACCUCAUCGACUUCCAGGUCAAGGUGUCAGAGCCCCCAGUGAAGAUCGUGAAUAGGUCAGAAGUCAAGACAGAGGUCAAGUCCCUACCCUCUGAUGACAUUGAGUUGGAGUGUGAACUCUCCAGGGCCAAUGCCGUCGCUAAGUGGUACAAAGAUGGCCGCCGGUUAAACGAAGACGAGAGGUUCUAUGAGGAGGAAGAAGGGGCGUUCCGCUCCCUGGUGAUCCUAAAUGCUGAGCUGGAAGAUUGCGGAGACUACUUCCUUGAUGCCGGAGAUGACAACAUCACCUUCCAUGUCACUGUGCAAGAGCCUCCAGUGACCAUCCUGGGGAACUCUGAGGAUACAGACUACCAGGAGAUGGUUGCCGGGGAUGACCUGAUCCUGGCCUGUGAGGUGUCCCGGGCCAAUGCCCCUGUCCAGUGGUACUGUAACGACAGACAGCUGACUAGCGAUGACCGGACCUACAUGGAGAGCUACGGCACGCUGAGGAAACUCAUCCUCUCUGACAUCCUGCCCUCUGACUCUGGGAAGUACAUGUGUGAUGCUAUCGAUGACAAGAUGGUCACCAUGGUGAAGAUCCAAGACUCCCCCGUCACCUUCGUAGACAAACAAGCAGUGAACAUCAUCACGGGUUACGAGGCAGAAAGUGUGACGCUGAUGGGGGUCGUGUCUAAGGAGAACGCUCCGGUUCGCUGGCUCAAGGACUGGACACCCGUCAUAGGGGACCGCUUCCACACGGGGGUCGACGGCGCCAACCGGUUCCUCACCAUUGACCCGCUGAGAAGAUCGGACAGCGGAGAGUACACAGUAGACGCCAACACAGACGAGAUGCAUUUCAGUCUGCUAGUCAAAGAGAUGAGGGUGAAGUUUGCCAAGCCGCUCCACGACACUGUGGCCCAUGCGGACGGCAUGGUGACCAUACGCUGUGAGGUGUGUAAGCCCAAGGCGGACGUCCAGUGGUUGAAGGACGGUGUGGAGAUCGUCCCCAGCAGGAGGUUCACCAUCCGGGCCGACGGCGUGGAACGCAGCCUGACCAUCCACAGGCUGACCAGGGACGACACGGGGGAGUACGCCUGCGAGUCCAAGGACGACCGCACCGCCGCCAGGCUCAGAGUCGAGAUGCCCCGCGUGGUAGAGUUCUUGACAGAGCUCCACAACACCAUGGUGUUAGAGGGAGAGGACGCCACCUUCAAGUGCGUGGUGUCGCCAGAGGACGUGCAGCUGGUGUGGGGGAUGGACGGCGAGCUCGUCGUCAUGGGUGACCGUUUCCAGGCAACGCAGAACGGCCUGUGUCACACCCUGGUGAUCAAGAGCUGUCAGAUCCUGGACUCCUCUAAGAUCACAGUGGAGGCUGAGGGGAACGUGUCUAAGGCCACCCUCAAAGUACAGGAAGCUCAGGUGACCUUCACUAAGAAGAUGGAGGCGGUGAUGGCCGAGGAGUACGGAGAGGCUACCAUGGAAACAGAGGUCAGUCUGGACACGGGCGAGGUCCAGUGGAUGAGGCAGGGUGUGGUCAUCCAGCCAGGACCCCGACACACCCUGGGCCAGAGCGGACGCAAACGCAGCCUGACCAUCUGCAACCUCAACCUCUCUGACCGCGGAACCUACCGCUGUGAAACCCUGCACGACCGCACGCAGGUCAAACUCAACGUGGAGCCCCGUAAGAUCGCCAUCCGUAAGGGUCUGGUGGAGACAGACACAUUUGAGCGGGAGACGGCCUCCUUCGAGGUGGAGCUGUCUCACACUGGCGUGGAGGGCGUCUGGCAGAAGGACGGUAUCCGGGUCAAACCCAGCAACCACUGGCGGGUGAGCUGCAACGGGCUGGUCCACGGACUCACCCUGUCCAACCUUACCCUGGAGGACACGGGCACCAUCGUCUUCUCUGCGGAGGGAGUCCGGACCUCUGCCAGGCUCACUGUCAAGGAGACUCCAGUGACUCUCAUGAAGAAGCUGGUAGACAUGAGACUGGAGCAGGGCUCUCCUGCCACAUUGGAGUGUGAGCUGUCCAGGCAGAACGUGGAGGUCAGGUGGCUGAAGAAUGGGACAGAGCUGAAGCCAGGGAAGACCCAGUACCGUAUUUACUCCAUGGGGAGGAAGAGGUUCUGUCAGCUGCUGCAGUGUAGCCUCUCUGAUGCAGGCACCUACACCUGUGACCUAGGAGAUGUCAAUACGUCCUGUAACCUGGAGGUCUAUGAGCCUGAAGUGGAGGUGCUACACGGGCUGGAGGACCUGUAUGUCCAGGAGGACCAGAAUGCUGUGUUCAUGUGUGAGGUGUCCAUGGAGGACGUGACCGGGGAGUGGUACAAGGAUGGACACAAGAUACGACCCACUAGCACCAUCAAGAUACGCACAGAGGGGACCAAACACUUCCUUCUCAUGUGCAACGUUAAAGCUGAGGAUUCUGGGGAGAUCCGCUUUGUGACCAAACAGACAGAAUCAACAGCCUACCUAGAGGUGGAAGAGGCCCCCGUGUCUAUCGUGAAGCCUCUGAGAGACCGCACGGCUCUGGAGAAGCACCGCGUGAUUCUGGACUGCACCGUGUCCACGCCGCGCUGUGACCUCACAUGGUACAGAGGCAAGGCAGAGCUGGUGUCUUCUGAUAGGCUAGAGAUCCACAGUGACGGCUGCUACCAUAAACUGACCAUCCACGAGGCGACUGUAGAGGACGAGGGUACCUAUAGUAUAGAGGUUGGGGAGCACACCUCCACAGCCCAACUCCUGGUGGAAGCCCAGUCCCUGGUGAUAGAGACAGAGCUGCAGGAUGUGGUGGUGACGGCUCCUGACCAGGCCUGUUUCCAGUGUGAGGUGUCCGUGGCCAUCAGCAGGCCCCCAGUCUGGACUCUGAAUGGAGAGACCAUCCAGUCCAGCCCUGAUGUCCGCUUAGAGAACCACGGAACCAUCCACAAACUGAACCUGAAACAGACCAGACCAGACAUGAGUGGGACGGUUACCUUCGCCAUGGGAAAGGCCAAGAGCAGCGCCAAACUGAACGUGAUGUGGAAGUAGAGGCAAGGGGGAGAGAAUGGGAAAUGUUGAUUCUGUUAUGAUCAGGAAUCGAAUGUCUGAGACAUUGGUACUAUAUAAGAAUGCGGUCUAUCUGAUCUAGUAAAGCUGCAUGUAACGAGCGAGACAGAAAAGUGGAAUGUGAUGAAAUGUGGUACUUAAUUAAGCCCGAAACAACUGUUUCAGGAUCAGUUUUGAUGUUUUACUCAAUGGUUGGGGUCAUGAGCAAAGCUGAUCUUCAGUCAGUUGUAAAGGGCAGAAAGUAACCUUGGAGAGAAAUGUUAAGAAGGAUGGAUUCCAGUCAAGUCAAAAGGUCAAAUCGGUAUGCAACACUUGGGUGUGUGAAGGUGUUAGAAUGGUUUAUAAUGGUGGGUAUGAAUGCCUGUGUGUAUGGAUAUAAAUCAAUUAUACACAUCAGUUACACAUAUUUAUUUUGAUAAUAUAUUGAUUGGAAAUUAUAUAAUUAAGUAAAAAAUAUUUUUUUCUAAACAUGUUAUAUUUUCCCCACCGUCAUUAAAUACUAACAUCCAUAGUU
Molecule: messenger RNA, 7762 nt
Organism: Oncorhynchus gorbuscha (pink salmon)
Lineage: Eukaryota; Metazoa; Chordata; Actinopteri; Salmoniformes; Salmonidae
Product: obscurin-like protein 1
Molecular function (GO): protein binding
Source: RefSeq, a predicted model, not a curated record